This is a messenger RNA of Astrephomene gubernaculifera, 1496 nucleotides long. NCBI's taxonomy places the organism in Eukaryota, Viridiplantae, Chlorophyta, Chlorophyceae, Chlamydomonadales, Astrephomenaceae. The record is from the annotation of a GenBank genome assembly.
ACUCUGGCGGGCCUUAUGACACUGGAGUCUGCCGCCGCCAACGAGGUGGGUGUGGACUCUGCUUGGCGCGGUGCGGAGGCGUACCACUUCUGGCUGCUGGCACACCGGCAGUUGUACGGCGGCAACGUGGAUCUCGCCAUGCGUACGGCACUGCACCUGCGGGAGUACGAGGAUCUGUUGGAUCCGGUGGAGAUCUACUCCUUCCUGGCGCUAGCAGCCUUUUACAACCAGUUCUUCGGGCAAUGCUCCAAGGCCUUCAUCAAGCUGGAGUCCAUGCCCUCCAUCCCAGCUGACAAGCGCGAGGCCUUCGCCGACCUGGCCAUGUCCAUCUUCCUCAAGCAUCCGCCGGCCGACCCACGGGCCCUUCGGGAGACGCGCACCAAGAAGGGCGGUCCUGGGGGCGGCGUGGGGGGCAGCGCGCUGGAUGCCCUGUUGGAGGACCUGGGGGGAGGAAAGGAGCAGGUAUGUGUGGCCAGCGGCCGCAUUGUGCGCGACGGAAACGUGGUGCGCUGCAAGACCUGCAAGCACCUCUCCAUCACCCACGAGCUUCACGGCAGCUCCGUCUGCCCCCUCUGCCACGGAACCCUGGAGCGGCCCGCAGUGGGCGGCAGGGGGGUGGGAGGCGGCGGUGUGGGGGGCUCGUCGGGCAAGGCGCCGCUCCCCCCCAUGUACGGCGGGUACUAGGCAGGGGCGCGGAUGUGUGCGUGGGUUUGGAUGGAGCAUGGAGGUGAACAGACCGUGUAUGCAGGUAGGAACCGAAUGAGUGGUUCAUCAAGGGAAAGGCGGGGGAAAGGAGCGGAUCGCUUGGGCGUACGUAGGCGUGCUGGAUGGUACAUGAGUUUACAGGACGAGCGGAUGGAAGGUUGCGAGCGAGGUCGUGGCGUUGCGGCUCUUUGGUGUCUCGCACCUGCAUGGGUGAUGCGUGCGUGAAUGCGGUUAGAGGAGGCAGACAGGGGCGGGGAUGUGGGCAGGAUCUAGUCACGCAGGAUCUGCAGUGCCUCUACCGGGGCAGUGGGCUCUGAGUGGGUUUCACGACGACACUAACAUGGGAGUUUCGCACGAGGCUUCCACCGAUUGGCUGACCCGGCAACAUGGGAAAACGUCAUGCAGGCGUGGAUACCGUGCUUUACACCCUUUACUAGCAACCUACGUGACGUUUACGGCGUUUAGAGCACGUGAUGCAGUGGAACGUGCGGCACGUGCCAGGAACAUGGCGUGACAAUGCACGCACCUGCUUGCUGCAAGGCGGUAUGCAUGACUGACAGAUGUACAGAUUGAUAGGACUGGCCUGCGGUGAAUGCGGUGUAGGUUCUUAUGUGGUGGAUAGUGAUCUGAAACGAUGCAGUACUGCAUAUGAUGGUUUCACUUCUGGGAGUCCUGGCAAGUGCCUUUGGCUAGCCUAUGACGAUAAACACAUUACACACGAUGAGCAUACGCCGCGUGGUUGACCUCCGCCUCCGGCUUUUGUAUAUAUGUAACUUAACCCAGUACACUCC